CUCUAAUGCGCAGUGCGCAUGCCUGGAGCUCAAUCCCCCCCCUCCCCCCACCGCGCCCUUUGCCCCGGAUGUCCAGCUCGGCCCUGCUGAGAGGCCGGGGAGAAGCCGCCGGAGCCGGAACCAGCUGCUGGGCGGGGCUGGCUGCAAGCUCGGUUGAACAGAUACCAUUGAUACUCUCUGAUUCCAAACAAGAUGAACACGUUAUCAUUGCUGCUAAGAUUCCCUCACUACCGUUUUCUGAGAGAGAUUUCUUCCAAAAGCUUCCACUCAAAUUUCACUCCUGGAUCAUUAUUUCCAUAUACUCAAUCUUUUAAUUCAGUAUGCUUGUAUUGUACAAAGUGGAUGUUGCCAGCAAGUGAUUUGAAAAGAGGGAUGUGUUAUCAAGCAACCAUAGACCAACAAACACAAGGACUUUGUGACAAGGAACAGAGACUUGUAGACAAACUUUACAGUGGAUUAAUCCAAGGGCACAGAGCCUGCUUGGCAGAGGCCAUUACCCUCGUAGAAUCAACUCAGAGCAGGAAAAAGGAGAUAGCCCAGGUGCUCAUUCAGAAGGUAUUAUCCUACCACAGAGAACAAGAAAAGUUAAAUAAAGGAAAACCACUAGCUUUUAGAGUGGGAUUGUCUGGUCCCCCUGGUGCUGGGAAAUCAACAUUUAUAGAAUGCUUUGGGAAAAUGCUUACAGACAGGGGACACAAAGUGUCUGUGCUGGCUGUGGACCCUUCCUCUAGCACAAGUGGUGGCUCGCUCUUGGGUGAUAAAACACGGAUGACUGAGUUGUCAAGGGACAUGAAUGCUUACAUCAGGCCAUCUCCAACCAGGGGAACGUUAGGAGGUGUGACUAGGACCACAAAUGAAGCUAUUCUGCUAUGUGAGGGAGGAGGCUAUGACAUCAUUCUUGUGGAAACAGUAGGUGUGGGGCAAUCAGAAUUUGCAGUUGCUCACAUGGUUGAUAUGUUUGUUUUGCUGCUACCACCAGCAGGAGGAGAUGAGUUACAGGGUAUUAAACGGGGUAUAAUUGAGAUGGCAGAUCUAGUUACUAUAACUAAAGCUGAUGGGGAUUUAGUUGUGCCUGCACGCCGUAUACAAGCAGAAUAUGUUAGUGCUAUGAAACUACUUCGCAAGCGCUCUAAGGUUUGGAGACCAAAGGUAAUGCGCAUCUCUGCUAAAACUGGAGAAGGCAUUUCAGAUAUGUGGGAUAAGAUGACAGAAUUUCAUGAUCUCAUGCUUACAAGUGGUGAGUUGACCACGAAACGACGGAAACAGCAGAAAGUGUGGAUGUGGAAUCUAAUCCAAGAAAAUAUGCUGGAUCAUUUUCGGAGUCAUUUAGCAGUGAGAGAUAAGAUUCCACUUUUAGAAGAAAAGGUUCUCAGUGGUGUCUUGGCUCCAGGGCUGGCAGCAGACCUAUUGCUGAAAGCAUUCAAAGACAGACCUUAAGAUACCAUGUUCUACUGUGUUGAUCAAUUUGCACAAAUUAUUUAAACAUUAAAUAAAAUUUUCUUAAGCCUGG
Dermochelys coriacea (leatherback sea turtle) is the source of this 1510-nucleotide messenger RNA. RefSeq names its product metabolism of cobalamin associated A (gene MMAA). Gene Ontology annotation, molecular function: GTP binding; GTPase activity. The coding region runs from base 193 to 1437 and encodes 414 amino acids. Gene Ontology annotation, cellular component: cytoplasm. The transcript has 7 exons. Lineage: Eukaryota; Metazoa; Chordata; Testudines; Dermochelyidae. The record is from RefSeq and is a predicted model, not a curated record.